Messenger RNA from Biomphalaria glabrata, 3094 nucleotides. RefSeq lists its product as uncharacterized. Bases 932 to 3094 code for a protein of 720 amino acids. The record is from RefSeq and is a predicted model, not a curated record. The transcript has 14 exons. NCBI's taxonomy places the organism in Eukaryota, Metazoa, Mollusca, Gastropoda, Planorbidae.
UAUAUCGAGUGUCGCCCAACUCCGAGACGAGCGUUAGGGAGGGAGGGGGAGUGUCUGGGCGGUCACUCGAUACGUAUGGGGGCUACGAUUCAUUUCGCUGGACGGCCCAGUAUCUUAAGCACUACAGGAGUAGUCCUUUCUAUGCCCUCAGUGUGUACUUCUGAUUCGUGUUAACUGAAAGCUUAAAUGCAUUGGACUUCAAUGUUUUUAUUAGGUUUAACAUUUUUGCAUAUUAUGCUUUAUGCUAAUAUUAAAAUAAAUAAUUUCAAUUGUAGCUGGAGGACUAUCAGGUGAUUGGUUGGUAGUUUCUAAAAUAGACUAUUUUCAAUUGCAAAUAUUCAUAUGGACUAUCAGGUGAUUGGUUGGUAGUUUCUAAAAUAGACUAUUUUCAAUUGCACAUAUUCAUAUUUGGCGCAUUACCACAGACUUCAAGAAAUGUUGAUUUGUAUUUUAAAAGAGUCAUGGCAACUUUUGUGAACUUUUUGCCGCUGUAAAAUCAAAUUUGUAAAUUCUUUCGUAUACAGGAUUCUUAUUUUUGUGUGUGUUUAGUUGACAUCAUCGUUAUUUUUAAAAUAGCGUCCUUGACAUUGGUCGACACAUCGUGCGGUGCCCCAACGAUUCAAGAUACUAACGGAGGGGUUCUCAACCUGUGGGUCGCGACCUCCUUGGGGGUCGAUUGACGAUUUGCCAGGGGUCGCCUACGACCAUCGAAAAUAAGGAUUGUUUUGUCUAUUCUUCUAUUGCUGUGCUGUAUGUGUGUGUGGGGAGGGUGGGGGUCGCGGCAGAGUGGGGAAUUGUAAAAAGGGGUCGCCGAGCAUAAAAGGUUGAGAACCGCUGUGUAACUAACGGAUAUGUGAAGAUGACAUUUGCUAGAAGCGAAAAUUUAUAUUGAAAAUUCCAAAUAGUGCUUACGAGGGUCCAGGUUGCAAAGAUGAAGCGCUGUACUUGCCCUGCGAUUUUUCCUCACUCCAAUGUCAAGGUCACUUCAGAUAUGUCGUCUGCAGACAAUGAACACUGCACAGGUCGAAGUGUCUUAACGCCAUUGCGGCCUUUGAUUCAUCCCAUGAAGCUCUCGGUGAAGAUAGUUCGAUGGAAACACAGGUCACACAGACUGACUGACUCAAGCUACACAAAAGCUACACAGCAGUUGAGCACUGACCUAGAUAUCUCGACCAAAUCGCGUGCUCACGGGACUCUCUCUAUCUUGCCACAAGUGGACAGCAGAAGCAGACUGUCUAUACUGAAUUUCCCUCUUCAAGAUGAAUGCAUCGCGAGCGACCUUAUGUCACGUGACAGGAAUAUAUGCAAAUCAUCCAAGUCGUCUGCUGGUGUCCACAAACUGACGAGAAUGAAAUGGAUUGAUGCCCUUGGCUGCUGGGUAACAGAAGAUCAGAGACCUCCCGUGCCACUGACGUCACUGACCUCAAACACACAAUGCUCUUACAAGAAUGUCAUGACGUCAUCGGAAAAAUCGGGAAAACCUGGUCAAUCAAAGGCGAACACAUUACAGAAGUACUCACUUACUGAAACUGAAUGUAUCUCUGCAUGCAAGGAAGAGGUCACAGCGGAAGAGGAAGCCCCAACAGAAAUUCAAGUAGACAAGACAGACACUUUGGUCAUAAAACUCAAGUUCAAAAUGAAGAAGUCAAAACAUUCAGUAUCUCCGAAUGCAGACAAAAACCCACUUGAGGUAGAUUUAGUUAAAAAUGCUAAUAAAAGUCCGCCGGAAACCAACACUCACCCAGGUCAGCAGACGAUAGCUAAUGGCGCAGGCGUCAGCUUGAGAGACAUCACCUCUAACACAACAAACAAGUAUUCCUCCGCCAAAGAAAAUUCAGUGACAAGGCAAAAGCAGACGACCGAUGCUUCUAAGAAAAAGAAAAUACGAAUGAGGUUAUCAAACGAAACGAAACAACAGAAACUCAAACAAAAUCCGACCAGUCCGAUGGACUACACUGACCAGGUCCAUACGAGUGUGUCACGAAACGAGGCUACACAUGAUCUGUCUGUUGAACAAGAUAGUCAUCUCAAAGAAGAGACGACCUAUGUCAGUUUGAUGAAUGACCAUCACACAAAACGUAAAAAAGUUAAACCCAGGCGAGUCAAGUUUGACAAGACUUUUGAUAACGAAACAAAUAAGACUGAAACUCUUAAUGACACAAAUCUCAAGGAACAGAAAGAAAGCGAUCUAGACUUAGCUAACAUUACAACUGAGGAAAGUGACGCGAACAGAUCUGAAUCUGCUCUCUGGUCAGUGCCGGAGUUACCAGAGUUUGACUUGGGCUCACAAGAAACUAAGAAGUUGGGCAUGAAAAAAGUUGUGUCCCUUGUGGCUCCUAACACGGCAAAACUUUCACGGCGCCCUAAGCAGAUUGAUCCCGACUUCUUGAAAGCCAUGUUCCUACAACAACUGGCGGAAGAGAGACGGAGGAAACUUUAUUUUGGUUUCACCAAACGGAGGUCAAAGUUCAAUGUGCACAGUGCAGACAAACAGAUGGAUAAGAGCAGAAGUCUGGAGCAUCAGGUUGAGGAUGACCAUCUCCAUCAGUACUGUAUAUACCAGGAGGAGAGUCUCCACAGAUACCGCCAAGUCUUUGACGCGUUUGACGACAAGAGACGCGGUUGGUUGAAUCACAAAGAAACUAUGAGGGCUUUACAGGUUGUCAACUCGGACAUGAAAGGGACAGAACUCCAGUAUUUGAAUAGAAUUCUUGAACUUAUGGAUUGUGACGUCAGUCAAGGGACAGACUUCCAGGUGUUCUCAAUUCUGUGUGCCCUGUCUCACAAAAUCGUGUCAUUAGAUUCUUGGAUAAAGUUAAAGACUUGUGACGUCAGUUAUAGUCUGCUAGACAUGAAGGCAUUUCUCUGCAAGACAUUGUGGGAGAUUUGUGUGGACCAGGAGAAGAGAGCUAUCACCACUGACCAGUUGGUAGUGCUGCUGCGGUCGGGUGGUCUAAGUGACCGCCAAGAGAAUAUAGUCAAGGAAAUGUUCAGUCAAAGAUCACAUAUUGAUUACUUGACCUUUCUGACUUACUCGCCAUUGUUUGUUAUGCUUCACCAGUCCGUAGUUGAACGUCCAUUGUUUGACUAUUAG